UGUACGCACCACCCAGCAUCGAGAACCCAUCAGCAGCAAGUGCCUUCGGUGUUAACUAGGUAGCGCCACAGUGGUAUAGUAGAGUGUGAAAAAGAUUGAUAGGCGAGUCCCGAGCGGUUGAAAGUGACCUGCGGCGAACAAAACGGGAUUAUUAGGAAACUAUAAAAUGUAAGUUGCUAGAUGAUUAACUAGAACGAAUUGUGAAUAAUUCAAUAAAUUUAGUUUCAAGCUGCUGUAAAUAGAAAACACUGCUGUGGAAAUUCUGUUUCUAAUUCGUCCGAACAUUUUCUUGAAAAUUUUAUAAUGUCGCGACUGAAUCAAGAUCCAGAAAAGACGGGUUUCAACUGCGCGGGAUGUCGUCGUCCGGAUGACGACGAAAGUGAGAUGGUGUUUUGUGACCAUUGCCAACGGUGGUUCCAUUUUGGAUGCGCAGGUGUAUCGGCCGAUGUGAGGGACGUUUCCUGGUCUUGCGAAGAGUGUCUGCGCCAUUCGGCGGACAAAGAGGGGCCAGCCGGCCUAAAUGAGGAGGUGGAGAAACUUGAGCAGGAGAUGGAGAAGGAGAGGCAAGCCAUGGAGUUGCAGACGAUCCUCCACAGGAAAAGGCUGGAGCACCAGAAGAAGCUGUUCCUGAUGCGACAGGAGGCAGAAAGAGAAAGGCGCGAAAUGGAGUUGGCGUACGAGAAGGAACAAAUGGAGCUGCAAGUGGCCGAAGAAGAAGCGCACCGGAAGAAGCGCGAAGAAGUGCUGAAGCAGGUGCAGAGGAAGCUGGAGAAAGUGAAGCUCGAUUCGGCGAGGGAAGAGGUAGCCGACCUGGAGGAAGAUGGAGCAUCCGGAAGCGGAAAAGGAGGAUACAAGGAAGGUAGGAAGUCCAAUCAAGCGAAGCCGGGGAUAAAACAGCCGGAAGAAGAGGAGCCUGAGAAGCGAAAGUCGGGCAAAUCGGACCGGAAUCUAGCUAAACCGGCCAAAGCAGAUCGCGAGGAUUACCGAGGAGCCUUCAGCAAGUUCUCCACUCCGAAAGUAUUUGGGAUUGCACCACCCGUCCUGCAGGACAUAACCUCGCUCCCACCGGUGGGCAACAAGAAAACUCCACUCGGGCACCCGGAGGUGCAGAAGAAGAAGAAGAGGUCGCAGUUUGAAGAAGACGUCGCUCUACGCUCGUACCAAGCCAGCGAACCAAGUGAAGAGGAGUCCGAAGAAUCGGAUUCGGAGUCGGAAGAAGAGAGUUCGUCGCAGGAAGAAGACUUCGGAAUGCAAUCCGAGGUAAUGGUGCGUGGUCCAACGAAGGCUCAACUCUCCGCUCGGCAGUUUCUGUCGAAGAAGCUUCCGACAUUCACGGGGCGACUCGAAGAAUGGCCUAUGUUCAUUAGUGCCUACGAGACGUCCACAACGGCGUGCGGAUUUUCGAACGUCGAGAACCUGGCGCGACUUCAAGAGUGUUUGAAGGGUCAAGCACUAGAAGCGGUAAGAAGCAGGCUCCUACUUCCGAGUGCAGUACCGCAAAUCAUCAAAACCUUGCGGAUGUUGUACGGUAGGCCAGAACAGUUGCUGAACAUGCUGCUGUCGAACGUGCGGAAGGCACCAUCUCCAAGAGCGGACAAGUUGGCAUCGUUCAUCCAAUUCGGUGUAGUCGUUCAGCAGCUCACCGACCAUUUGGAAGCGACCGGUCUGACAGCGCAUCUUAUCAACCCGAUGCUCAUCCAGGAGUUGACGGAGAAGUUGCCGGCCAGUACGCAGCUGGAAUGGGUGCGGUAUCGGAGGAAGGCCCAGCUCGUGACGCUCCGGACAUUAUCCAACUUUCUCUCGAGGAUUGUCAAGGAUGCUAGCGAGAUCACUCCGUAUUGCGAGUCGGCGUCCGUCGCAUCGGAUCAAGCGUUCCGGAAUAAGAAGGGAAGAAAGGAGCAAGAAGGAUUUCUGCACACGCAUAGUGCCGAAGCCAGCGGAGUCGCCAACCAGGCUCCGAAUCGGGAGAAGAAGCCCUGCAGGAUCUGCGGCCGCUGCGAUCAUCGUAUCCGGAACUGCGAGAGCUUCAAGAGGAUGCGGUUGCCAGAAAGAUGGGAGGCGGUACGGAAAUGGAGGCUCUGCUACCUGUGCCUCAACGAACACGGAAGCGCCCGAUGCAAGCUCAACCUGCGAUGCAACGUGAACCAGUGCUCCGAGCGACAUAAUCCGCUGCUUCACAUCGACCAAUCCGUUGGCGCGAACUGCAACGUGCAUCUCCAUCGACAGUCGGUGAUUUUCCGAAUGAUACCGAUCACGUUGUACAACGGGAAGCUCAGCGUGGACACGAUUGCGUUCCUGGAUGAGGGGUCGUCAUACACGCUACUGGAAAAGUCGCUGGCGAUCGCGCUGCAAGUCCAAGGCGUAACGCAACCGCUCCGAGUGACCUGGACAGCGGGUGUAUCCAGAGUGGAAAAGCAGUCCCAAAGGGUGGAGCUCUUUGUAUCGGCAAGAGGAUCGACACAGCGCUUCCGCAUCAAAGCCGCCCAUACGGUGGACAGUUUGAAGUUGCCGCAGCAAACGGUCUCCAUGGCAGAGGUCAUCGGAGGACAUUCCCACCUGCGAGGACUUCCAGUAACAGAAUUCUCACGUGGAGUUCCGCAAAUCCUCAUCGGCCUCAAGGACAUCCAUCUAUACGCUCCUUUGGAAUCCAGGAUCGGCAAGCCUGACGAACCGAUCGCCGUCCGGUCGAAGCUAGGCUGGACCAUCUACGGGCCAACGUGCACUGGCCGAGCCGAACCAGGCAUUGUUGGUCACCAUGAUUGCGAAACGGUGACGAAUCAAGAGUUGCACGACAUGUUGCGAAGCCACUACACCCUGGAAGAGUCGGUGAUUUCCGUGGCGCUACUGCCGGAAUCCGAAGAAGACAAGCGAGCGAAGGCGAUCCUCAACAGUACGACUGUACGAGUUGGCGACCGUUUUGAGACGGGGCUAUUGUGGAAGGAGGACAAGGUGCGGUUUCCCGACAGCUAUUCGAUGGCGGCGAAACGAUUCCGCUGUUUGGAGAGGCGGCUAGCGAAAGACGACCAGCUGCGCAAGAAGGUGAGCGAGCUGAUCAACGAUUAUGCGACGAAAGGCUACAUUCACGUAGCGACAGAGGCCGAACUAAGGCGGUUCGAGCCGAACGAAGUGUGGUACCUGCCGAUCAGCGUGGUGGUGCAUCCAAAGAAGCCGGGAAAAGUGCGUCUGGUGUGGGACGCAGCAGCGGCGGUCAACGGAGUAUCGCUGAACUCACAACUGCUGAAGGGACCGGACAUGUUAACUCCGCUCCCCAAUGUCCUAGCGAAAUUCCGUGAGCGAGUAGUAGGCUUCGGCGGCGACAUCAAGGAAAUGUACCUCCAAGUUCGAGUGCGAGACGCAGACAAGAGAGCGCGGUUUGUAUUCCGUGGAAGUGAGUCAGAGAAGAUGGAGGUCUACAUCAUAGACGUGACGAUGUUCGGCGCGACAAGCUCUCCGUGUACGGCGCAAUACACCAAGAACCGGAACGCAGAAGAGUAUGCCGGACAGUUUCCGGAAGCGGCCGAAGCGAUUGUGGAAAACCAUUACGUGGACGACUAUUUCGAUAGCACGGACACGGUCGAAGAAGCGGUGAAGCGGGCCCAAGAGGUGAAGUUCGUCCAUUCCAAAGGCGGAUUCGAGAUCCGGAACUGGGUGUCCAAUUCGGGCGCAUUUCUGGAAGGCAUCGGCGAGCGUGCACCCGAUCAGAGUGUGCAGAUUCUUCAGAACAAGGAGUCAAAUCUAGAGCGAGUCCUGGGAAUAGUGUGGAAUCCAGUCAGCGACGAAUUCACGUUCCUGGCCAAGUUCCGGGAAGAUCUGGCGCCGUAUUUCUCCGGCGAACGUCGACCGACAAAAAGAGUGGUGAUGAGCAGCGUUAUGAGCCUGUUCGAUCCGCUAGGAAUGCUGGCUACCUUCGUUAUCCACGGGAAAAUGAUGAUCCAAGAUCUGUGGCGUAGUGGCAGCGACUGGGACCAACCAAUCGACGACGAAAGCUGCGAAAAGUGGAAUCGGUGGACUGCUCGGCUCCCGGAGAUCGAGAACGUGAAAAUUCCCCGUUUCUACUUCCAAGGUUCGAGGUCAGUGGAUUACAACACUGUACAGCUUCACGUGCUGGUAGACGCCAGCCAAGAUGCGUAUGGAGCAGCAGCAUACUUCCGUGUGCUCACGGGAAACGGGCCAGUUUGCGCGCUGGUGAUGGCGAGGUCGAAGGUAGCUCCAUUAAAGAUGAUGUCCAUCCCGAGGCUGGAGCUGCAGGCGGCGGUGAUCGGAGCAAGGUUGCUGCAAACCGUCGUGGAAGCGCACUCGCUGGAAAUCAAGCAGCGGUUCAUCUGGUCAGAUUCCAGAACAGUCGUAUCAUGGAUCCAUUCGGAGCAGCGUAGAUACAAACCGUUCGUGGCUUUCCGGAUCGGCGAGAUUCUCAGCCUGACGAAGCACAGCGAGUGGCGGUGGAUUUCCACGAAGAACAAUAUCGCCGACGAUUUGACGAAGUGGAAGAGCGGCAGCAGUUUGGAUUCGAACGGACCGUGGUUUCGAGGUCCGAGAUUCCUUUAUCAGCCGGAACAGCGAUGGAUGAAGCAGGAAGUGGUAGAGCCGAACACGCCAGAAGAGGUUCGGGCAUGCCAUCUAUUCCACGACCUUUCAGCAGAAGAGCCGAUGGUCGACGUGUCCCGCAUUUCCCGUUGGAAAGUGCUGGUCCGGACGGUAGCAUGCGUGUACCGUUUCAAAUCUAACUGCGUCAGGAAGCGGAAAGGGCUGGCGAUCGAGGCUGUUCCGGCACCACCAAGAGUGCGAAGCGCAGCGAAGAAGGCAAUACCAGCGAUAACAGUCCCACUGAAGCGAGAGGAGUAUCAGCGAGCGGAAACGUACCUCUGGCUGUCGGCGCAGGCCGAUGUCUACGGAGAAGAAAUCAAGACGUUGGCGAAGAACCGUGAAGUUCCACGCGGCGAGUGGCAGCCUCGGCAUCCCACCACUCGGAAGUUGCUUGAGUUCUAUCACCAGCAGGCGGCUCACGCAAACGCGGAGACAGUGAUCAACGAUGUCCGGCAACGUUUCCGGAUCCCGAAUCUACGAGCGGAGUUGAAGGCGGUGGCGAAGGCUUGCGUGUGGUGCAGAACGAAUAAGUGCGUGCCGAAGAUUCCCAGGAUGGCUCCCCUUCCGUUGGCGCGGAUCACUCCUGGCUGGCGGCCGUUCAGCUUCACAGGGGUGGACUAUUGCGGUCCGGUCACAGUUACGGUUGGACGCAGAUCGGAAAAGCGGUGGGUCUGCCUCUUCACGUGCUUGACGACAAGAGCGAUCCACCUGAAAGUGGCCCACAGCUUGACGACACAAUCGUGCUUGAUGGCCAUCCGGCGUUUCGUGUGUCGGCGGGGCAAACCUAUCGAAUUCUAUUCCGACAACGGAACGAACUUCCAGGGAGCGAGCAAGGAGAUCGUACGGAAGAUAGACGGAGAUUGUGAAGAAGCGUUCACUGAUGCAAGGACGAGGUGGAAUUUCAAUCCGCCGAGCGCGCCCCACAUGGGAGGUGUUUGGGAGCGACUCGUCCGAUCCGUGAAAGCAGCCCUGGCGGUGUUACAAGACGGAAGAAGGUUGACGGAUGAAGUGCUGCUGACUACGUUGGCGGAAGCGGAGGACUUGGUUAAUUCGCGCCCGUUGACGUACGCCGGGCUAAGUCCGGAGGCUAGCGAAGCGUUGACGCCGAACCAUUUCGUGAAAGGUCCAGAGUUGGUGGUAGAGCGUGUUUCGUCGACGAACGCAGGCGAAGCGCUCCGGGACCUGUACAAGCGUUCGCAGGCUGUAGCAGAUAGUCUGUGGAAGCGGUGGAUAGCGGAGUAUGUGCCGGCGAUCAACCAGCGGACUAGGUGGCAAGGAGAGACCCAGCCCAUCAGCCAAGGAGAUCUGGUAUAUAUAGCGGAUGAAGGAGUGCGGAAGAGCUGGAUGCGUGGCGUGGUGAGCGAGGUGUACCCUGGAGCUGAUGGCAGAGUCCGGCAAGCGCUGGUGAAGACUGCAAGGGGAGAGUUCCGGCGGCCGGUAGCGAAGCUGGCUGUGCUGGAGAUUCAAGGGCGUAACUCUGGUGCUGUAGAACGAUCCCCCCCAGAAUUACGGGGAGGGGGUAUGUACGCACCACCCAGCAUCGAGAACCCAUCAGCAGCAAGUGCCUUCGGUGUUAACUAGGUAGCGCCACAGUGGUAUAGUAGAGUGUGAAAAAGAUUGAUAGGCGAGUCCCGAGCGGUUGAAAGUGACCUGCGGCGAACAAAACGGGAUUAUUAGGAAACUAUAAAAUGUAAGUUGCUAGAUGAUUAACUAGAACGAAUUGUGAAUAAUUCAAUAAAUUUAGUUUCAAGCU
Messenger RNA from Aedes albopictus (Asian tiger mosquito), 6337 nucleotides. RefSeq lists its product as uncharacterized. The transcript is spliced from 4 exons. The coding region runs from base 304 to 6165 and encodes 1953 amino acids. The record is from RefSeq and is a predicted model, not a curated record. Lineage: Eukaryota; Metazoa; Arthropoda; Insecta; Diptera; Culicidae. Gene Ontology annotation, molecular function: nucleic acid binding. Gene Ontology annotation, biological process: DNA integration.